This is a messenger RNA of Dermacentor silvarum, 456 nucleotides long. Its product is annotated as inositol polyphosphate multikinase-like. The transcript is spliced from 2 exons. The annotation marks the transcript as partial. Gene Ontology annotation, cellular component: nucleus; cytoplasm. Gene Ontology annotation, molecular function: inositol-1,4,5-trisphosphate 3-kinase activity; inositol tetrakisphosphate kinase activity. Lineage: Eukaryota; Metazoa; Arthropoda; Arachnida; Ixodida; Ixodidae. Gene Ontology annotation, biological process: inositol phosphate biosynthetic process. The record is from RefSeq and is a predicted model, not a curated record.
AUAUAUGCCUCCUUGGCAGAAGUGGAGUAUCUGCGCUUGGAUGAUGUGACUCGUGAGUUCCGGAGCCCUAGUGUCAUGGAUGUGAAGAUAGGUGCCCAAACAUACGACCCAUUGGCAGAGCCAGAGAAGGUCGCCCUUGAAGAGGCAAAGUACCCAUGGAGUCGGCAGCUUGGUUUUCGUAUUCUUGGCAUGCGGGUUUUUGACAAAUGUGAGCAGAAAUAUCACAUUUACGGAAAAGAUUAUGGCCUCAAGCAAACACCUGACACUAUACUGGAAGGUGUGUUUUGUUUGUCUUCAGAAUGGUUGCAUAUGGAAAAACAAUGUGUGAAAGACAAGAGGCCUGUGAGUGGUUGGCCCGUUAUUUAUAUGCUGUACGUUGAAACAUUACAAGAUCUAGUGAACUGGUGUGAAGGAAAUUUAAAAACUUCUUAUAUGAACGCUAAAGGCAAAUACUAA